Botrytis cinerea B05.10 is the source of this 3991-nucleotide messenger RNA. RefSeq lists its product as hypothetical. Gene Ontology annotation, molecular function: protein kinase activity; ATP binding. The coding region runs from base 1225 to 3528 and encodes 767 amino acids. The record is from RefSeq and is a predicted model, not a curated record. The transcript has a single exon. NCBI's taxonomy places the organism in Eukaryota, Fungi, Ascomycota, Leotiomycetes, Helotiales, Sclerotiniaceae. Gene Ontology annotation, biological process: protein phosphorylation.
GAGAUUCGAGAUUCGAGAUUCGAGAUUCGAGAUUCGAGCGGAGUGUGAGAGCGGAUCGGCAUUGUAGAGAGAUGUAUUUGCAACGAUGAAAGUAUGGCGAGUACUCCACAGUACGUAUGUAUGUGUGUCCCGAUGAUAUACAUAACCUUGUCAUUGUCAUUGUUACUGUCAUUGCCAUUGUACCAGACUCGGGCGUUCAAUAUAUAAAAAAAAGUGAGGCAAUUCAAGAGAAAAGAGGGAAAAGAAAAGAUCACAAUAAGAGACAACCAGUGGGGAAGGAGGAGAACAGCGAAGAGGAUCCAAGUUCGUCAUUCCAAAACAAAAACUCCCCAUCGUAUCGUGUUCCUGAAAUUCCGGGUGUUGUCAUCCACCUACUCCAUACCUACCUACACCUACCUAUACCGACCUAGUCAGUCCUGUUUCCCUAUGCCACCUCAUAUAUAUUUCUGGGGGAAAAUACAACUCAAACGCAAACUCAAACUCAACCACAUCCAUAUCCAUAUCCACAUCCACCUGUCCUGUCCUGUCCUGUCCAUUCAGAUCCAUACCAAUCCAUACCAAUCCAGACUCGUAUCCACUCAUCCACUCACUCACACACUGCAUUGAUGCAUGUGCAUCAUACACACAGCAAAUAAUGAGACGGUAUUUUAUCUUCUUGUUUUCCCACGUUCCUUCAAUUUGAAUUGAUCAAAAAAAAGUGUACAGCCUUCUUUUUCUCUCUUUGCAUUGCAUCGCAUCGCAUCUUUUUAUCCCUUUUCUAUUCUGAAAGUAUACAUCCCUAUCGAUCUCUACAAUUCUUUUGGGCGCAUGAUAUGUGAUACGAAUAAGGCAGGGGCGCAAUUCAACAGGUUGAUCUUAUUCACGACCUCGUCAAGAAAGUUCCAAUAAAUAUCGACGUCAAUAUCUCCGAAUAGAAUACUUUUCUUCGCCUCUCCUGCUUUGCUUGCAUGCUUCGUUGAAUUUAAUGAUACCCUUUCUUCUCAAGACAUUGAGAAAGCAUCGUCUGUCUUCUCUUCUUCUUUUUACCGGAUAGCUGCUUGCUACACUGCACAAUCAAUUCUACUCCGUACAGUCAUCUUACCAGCCUACCGAAUCAUUGAUGUGACCUUGUUGAAAAUCUUCUACUGUUAUCCUUCUAGGGUGUUACUUCUUUUCCGCAGACGUAGGAAUCGAUUCUCUUUGCACAACACUUCAAUUCGAGUGUACUGACGUGUAUCCCAGUUUAUGGGAAAAUACUGGCUCAAAUUUGCGAGAAGGAUGAUGGCACAAACGGAGCCAGGUUCGCCGGAAUCGAACGAUCAUAAAAUAUCUUGGUUUCGGAAGCUCAUAUUUCCCAAGAAGGGUGAAAAUCACACACCGCCGAGUUCUCCACCGAAUGAAGCUCGACCGCCAGGAUUGGGUCGUCGACUUUCGAGAAGGGUUGUCCCUGGGCUUCCAAGAGCGGGCACCUUUAAAAGACAACAAUCCGAGCUGAGAGAUAGAUUAGAGCCAGUCAAGCCAAAUCAUGAUGAACGGCGGACAGCUUCAGUCGAUCGUCGACUUAAUAACUCGCAUCGUUCGUCAUCAGCUGCUAUAAAUCGUGGACCAAGAACCAGCGCGCCUGAAUUUUUAGAAAGAGUGGAAACGAUCGAUAAGACAUUUGACAAUGUAUCUGUGCGACCACCUACAGCAACGACAAAUGAACAUGAGAACGAAUCUCAAGAGUAUGUGGAUGUUUCAAAAGAGGAGAAGCAGGGCUCACAUAUCGAAGAGCAAUCAAUAUCCACAGAUACAUUCGAUGAAACAAUACUUGAGGAGCUGGAAAAGAAAUGGAUUUUGAAUCUGAGCAUGCAUUUUCGAGAUAAAUCUAAGAGAGAGAAGUUCUUUGUUACUUACGCAGAAUCACCAACACAUUGGCGGAGAGUUACAAUUUCCCUGGAUUAUAGAAAUGCGCCGAGUAAUUCAUUGGAGGAGGAACUACAAAGGACAAGGUUCCAAAGAGACAAAAGUGCCCGCAUAUAUGAGGCGAUCCGGGAAUCACUCCAGGACAUACAAUUUUACGAUACUGUGACAAAUCUCAAGUUAGAAACACAGGAUGAACGGCUUCACGUUCAUGUUGUGGAAGAUCUCUCCGAAGUUAUUAAUUUUCCUCCUAUAAAGGCUCUUGAUCACCUUCCGUGUCGCAGAUUUCUAGAAGCGGAGCUUGAAUUUGAUUCUCAUCUAUCUGGGUUCGUCUACAAAGUUACCGUGGCCGGCCAAGUUUUUAUCAAAAAGGAAAUUCCAGGACCAGAUCAAGUGGACGAAUUUUUGUAUGAGAUUAAUGCCCUUCAUCAACUUUCUGGGUCUCAUAGUGUUAUUCAGUUUGGUGGCGUGGUACUUGAUAAUGAAGCAAAAUGCGUAAAAGGACUUCUUAUUAGCUUCGCUGAACAGGGUGCAUUAAUUGAUGUUAUUUAUGAUGGCGAUAAUGGGAUUCCUUGGGCACGACGGGAACGUUGGGCCAAACAGAUUGUUCAUGGGCUUUCCGAGAUUCACGAGGCGGGUUUUGUUCAAGGAGAUUUCACACUAUCGAAUAUUGUUAUAGACGGGGAUGAUAAUGCGAAAAUAAUCGAUAUCAACCGAAGAGGAUGCCCAGUUGGAUGGGAACCUCCGGAAGUUGCUGAGUUAAUAGCAAGCAACCAGAGGAUUUCGAUGUAUAUAGGCGUCAAAUCCGAUUUGUAUCAACUUGGGAUGGUUCUCUACGCCUUGGCUACUCAACAUGAUGAGCCGGAGACUCAGAGACCGUUGAAACUAUCGGAUUUCCCUCCUGAUGUGCCGAAAUAUUUCCGGGAAGUUUGUGGUCGUUGUCUUAGCGAUGAUCCACGAAAUCGAUCACAAGCUGCUGCUCUGCUGGACAUUUUUCCAGAUAUUGAUGAGUAUCAUGGUGCAUAUGAUGGUCAAUCACCAACUCCAAUUGUGAUUGAUGUUAGGCAUGCCGAUGAAGGGGAGCUUUUGGUCACUGUUCAUGAUAAUAACGAUAGGCGAGAUAGCAUUUCUGAUAUACAUGACUACGAUGUACCAGAAAGGGGCCGGUCACGAUCUAAACCUUAUUCACCACCAUUCAUCUCAUCCAGAUCACCAGAUGCGGCAUUUACAUACUUAAAUACACAGGAUAUCAGGCCAUCGCAAAUCCAAUUACCCUCAUCCACUUCCGGUUCUGAUUAUACGCAUGAUCCAAUCGAUCGACAAUAUAAUUACCAAAACACAUCAACCAUAGAAAAUUCAACCUUAGAAACUCGACAGGAACAAAAUUCAGAACGCCCUUCAUAUUCAGAAAAUGAUAAAACAGAUAUUCAACCCAAUUCAACGACAGAACCGCGAACCACAGUAGCGACAAAUAAUAUAUCAAUGGCAUUUGCGGGGGAUUUAGCACACAUUGGAACAGGUGUUGAUAGUGCACAUAUGGGAACACUUUUUGGGGCGGUCAAUUUAGAUGAUGAUGAUUUAACGAUAGAUAAUGAUGGGAAUGGCGUUUUGUUUAUGACGUCGGAAGAAAAGAUGGCAGUUUCAUAGCUAGCAUAAGGAUGGAGUGAGACCUCGGGAGGCAAAUAUGCUUUGGAUAAAUCUUUUUGAGCAGCUGGCAUAAUGAACUUUUUCCCUUCGAAUGGAUUGCAUGUGCUAUUUUGGGAUCAAAAGCUUUUGGGUGGUGGAUGGGAAUAGGUAUUCUGUUUCGGAAAUGCACGAUGUCCGGAAUGUGAAGGGGACUGCAACGGGCUAGAUUCGACCAAUUCGAUGAAGGAUGAGGUCACUAUCGAACCUGAAACCCUUUCGUCUUUCUUUUUAACAUGGUUAAUGUAGCCGCCUUCCGCAAUAUCAAUCUCGAUACCUAUGUCUAUAUUUCUUUCCUCCAAAUUGUCCACAAUACCUUCGGGUCCGUGAUCGGCUACGGAGGGCUCCGCCCAACAAGCUAACGUGGCUAGCAUGAAGAUCAUUGGAUUUCUAUUGGAUUUCUUGACCCCAGUCGUAAUCCGACGGA